GGUAUAUCUUCUUUGCCUGGUGAACUGACCGGCCAGAAGUUGACCCUUCCGGGGCCCAAGUCUGUGAGUGAGACACCGGCCCCCCUCUGGCCCGCAGCUGGGAGUCCCUGGCACGCGCCAGCUGCACUUGCGGCAUCUGCUCCGCACCUGCCUUGGUGUUCGCCCCCAGCUGUGAGGCUGAGACUCCCCAGUCUCGGAGGGCACCCCACACCUGCUGCGGCCGCGCCAUCUACCUGCAGCUGCGGGCCGACAUCCCAGCAGAGAGGCAGGAGGCGUUGUUUCCGUGACCCUUGAAGCCUUGCACUCACGGUUUCUGAGAGAGAGUGGCAGCCUUUCCCUCGCUUCCCCCAGUACUCCACCUUUGAAAGGCUGCUGAGCAGAGUCAGCCUUACGGCACAGAAGUUUAGUUGGAUUUUCAAAGACUCCUGGGAACUCCUGGCCCGGUCAGUCGAGCCUCUUCUCUGUAGGCAAGAGUUGAGGGACUCAGUUUUGGAUUUCUGUACGACAUCUGCCCUGACCAACCUUUAGACAGAAGAGCCAGGAUCCAGCCCUACUUCAAUGGACCCCAGGGGCAUCUUGAAAGCAUUUCCCAAGAGAAGGAAAAUAUAUGCCAAUCCACCAUCAAACGCUCCUGCUAAGAUUCCCAAGAGGCAAGAGGGAGAAGCAGCAGGAGAAUGGCUGAGCUCCCUGAGGGCCCACAUUGUGCCCACUGGCAUUGGACGGGCUCGGGCAGAACUCUUUAAGAAGCAGAUUAUCCAGCACGGUGGCCAGGUAUGCCCUGCCCAGGACCCAGGGAUCACUCACAUUGUGGUGGAUGAAGCCAUGGACUGUGAGCGGGCCCUCCGUCUCCUCAGACUGCCUGAGCUGCCCCGGGGGACUCAGCUGGUGAAGUCAGCCUGGCUGAGCUUGUGCUUACAAGAGAGAAGGCUGGUGGACACAGCCAGCUUCAGUAUCCUCAUUCCCAGCAGGAACUUGGACCAGCCACAGCCCAGCAAGGCAGAUCAAGACUCUUCUGCCUCUCCUGGUACCCAUGAGGUUCUGCUGAAGGCGGCCUUCUCUUCUCCCCGUGGAGCUGCAUCUCCUCCCCAAAAGGCAGAAGAGGGAGCAAGUACCCAAGCUCAGUCUAGCUCUGAUGAUGAAGCCAGUGAUGUGGAAGGGCCCCAGGUUAGCGCAGCUGAUCUGGAAGCUCUGAUCAGUGGCCACUACCCAACUCCACCUGAGGAAAACAGUGGACCCGACCGAGCCCCAGAGGCCCUGGAGAAGUGGGUCUGUGCACAACCCUCCAGCCAGAAGGUGACCAACCACAACCUGCACAUCACAGAGAAGCUAGAAGUGCUGGCCAAUGUCUACAGUGUUCAGGGAGACAAGUGGAGGGCCCUGGGUUACACCAAAGCCAUCAAUGCCCUCAAGAGCUUCCACAAGCCAGUGAGCUCCUACCAGGAAGCCUGCAGCAUCCCUGGGGUUGGGAAGCGGAUGGCUGAGAAGAUCAUGGAGAUCCUGGAAAGUGGGCAUUUGCGGAAGCUAGACCAUAUCAGCGAGAGCGUGCCCAUUUUGGAACUCUUCUCCAACAUCUGGGGAGCGGGGACCAAGACAGCCUGGAUGUGGUACCAUCAGGGCUUUCGGAGCCUGGAAGAUAUUCGCAACCUCGCCUCCCUGACUGGCCAGCAGGCUGUGGGCCUGAAGCAUUACAGUGACUUCCUGGAACGCAUGCCCAGAGAGGAAGCUGCAGAGAUUGAGCAGACAGUCCGGGUGGCCGCCCAGGCCCUCAGUCCUGGGCUGUUGUGUGUGGCGUGUGGCUCCUUCCGGCGGGGGAAGCUGACCUGCGGAGACGUGGACGUGCUCCUCACUCACCCGGACGGCCGGUCCCACCGAGGCAUCUUCAGUCGCCUCCUGGACAAGCUGAGGCAGCAAGGGUUCCUCACAGAUGACCUGGUGAGCCAGGAGGACCACGGCCAGCAGCAGAAGUACCUGGGCGUGUGCCAGCUCCCGGGGCCAGGGCGGCGGCACCGGCGACUGGACAUCAUCCUGGUGCCCUACAGCGAGUUUGCCUGCGCCCUGCUCUACUUCACCGGCUCUGCCCACUUUAACCGCUCCAUGCGGGCUCUGGCCAAGACGAAGGGCAUGAGCCUGUCCGAGCACGCCCUCCGCACGGCUGUGGUCCGCGGCACACAAGGCGCCAAGGUGGGGCCCGGCCAAAUGCUGCCCACCCCCACGGAGAAGGACGUCUUCCAGCUCCUGGGCCUGCCCUACCGGGCGCCAGCCGAGCGAGACUGGUGACAGGGCACACGCACGCGCACACGCACGCACCCCAUCCAGUACCCCAGCCUCGACUGGCCGAACCUCCCUCCUUCAGCCACUGCUGUGCUGGGCGGCUCUUGGGCUCUCUCCUGCCUCACUGCUGCCCCUGGUGAGUCCUGCAUACUUCCAGGUGUGGGCGGCAGCCCUUGUCCCCCGUUAAGAGGAAUGGGUGGCUGGUUUGAAGCCAGCUCCCUGGGAUCCCCUUCCCACCCUGAGAAAGAUUUAGCUGCUGGGGGAGAAGGAAGCAGCUGUGGUCCAGCUUCAGCCAGGAGCCUUUGGAGGGGAGGACAGGCCACCCCACACGUGCUGCCUGCAUUCACUGGCUUCCUGUGCCGCUGGAGCUGCUAGGAAGUGGGUGCCCUGGCUCUGUGAGGGCAGAGUCAGAGGCCCAGGGCCCAGUAAAGUGUACUGGACGCUCAGCCUGCCUGGCCUGUGAAUUGCUGCAGCCCGUCCGUCUGUCCCCUUACACCCAGGCACGACAGAGAUGGGAGCCAAAUGGCAGAGCCCAGACACGCUGCACUGACUGCCCUCAGGACAGCCGGCAGCUCAGGGUGGGCCAAGAACGGCGCGAGUCCUGUCCGGCAGCUUAGCUGCCUUCACUGGCUUGUCCCAGGGAGGAGACGGGGCCUCCCAGCCCGCCUCCUGUCCGGCCCAAUCCCCUCACUGUCCCUGGCCAGCUGGACUACCUUUCUUGGCUACACACUACAGCCCCGAUUCGGGUGAAACAUGGCGACGAGCUGCUUCUCUGGAUUAUCUGGUGGCUGCGGGUGAAGGGGUCUGAGAGCCAAGAGCUGUGUGGGUGGAAUGCAGGCUGGAGACGUGAGCCCACUCGAAGGUGGCAGACGGGCAGGCAGCCUGGAGUGCAGUGGCUAUGAAGACAGUUCCACGGGUCCUACUUGUGCCUCCAGCGGGGGCAAGCACAAGCCCUGCCCAAGCCUAGUUUAUCUGAGUGACACCUGUGUCUGACCUUGGACCGCAGGACUGAGAGAUGGCUUCCUGUUGUGUUAAGCCACAAAGCUGCUGGUGGUAACCAGGGAGCAGGGCAGCGAGCGAGUCCUGGGGUCGCUGAAGUGCAGCUGCUGUGUGGGAGGGAGGCCUGAGGCCUCCGCCCUCUUCCAGCUGCCAUGGGGCCAGGGUGCACUCCUUUAGUUUCAGUUGCCUGCUGACACUUUGUACUCAAGAUCCAAGUCCUGCCUGGCUGCUCUGCCCCAGCCUGGCCUUGGCAUCCAGCAGCAUGAUCUCUUUGCAGGGUCUUGGCGACAGUCUGACCCUGAAAGGGGAGCAGUAAAUCAGGUUUCACCUAGGUUCUGGCUGCUUAUGGGGAGAGGGUAUAGGCACAGACCAGGCCCUCUCAGCCCACACCCAAAAUGGGCACUGCAGCUGGGCGUGUUGGUGCACACCUGUAAUCCCAGCACUCAGGAGGCUGAG
Messenger RNA from Fukomys damarensis (Damara mole-rat), 3726 nucleotides. It is a transcript of the gene Poll, whose product is annotated as DNA polymerase lambda. Lineage: Eukaryota; Metazoa; Chordata; Mammalia; Rodentia; Bathyergidae. The transcript has 9 exons. The coding region runs from base 559 to 2277 and encodes 572 amino acids. Gene Ontology annotation, cellular component: nucleus. Gene Ontology annotation, biological process: double-strand break repair via nonhomologous end joining. Gene Ontology annotation, molecular function: DNA binding; DNA-directed DNA polymerase activity. The record is from RefSeq and is a predicted model, not a curated record.